Molecule: messenger RNA, 7161 nt
Organism: Botrytis sinoallii
Lineage: Eukaryota; Fungi; Ascomycota; Leotiomycetes; Helotiales; Sclerotiniaceae
Exons: 10
Coding region: 1-7161 (2386 amino acids)
Source: RefSeq, a predicted model, not a curated record
AUGCCAAAAGGAAAAGAGGAAGUAAUGGAUUGGUUUUAUCAAUUCGUGAAGAGCUUAGGGAAGCAGGGAAUCGCUAUACAAAGUCUUUCUGAGAAGUUUGAUGAAAAUUUCAUGGAAGAAAUUGUUGCGAAUGAGCAAAUCAAAGAUGAGGUCUGGCAAGAUUUUAUCAAUCGGAAUGACGUUAGGAUAGAGGUCGCUCUAGGCUAUGGUGUCAGAAAGGUUGUGGUACAAGCAGAGCCAAUUGAUGUUGAAAUGGUUGAUACCGCCUUGGAGCAACUCAGCGAGAAGGAUUCGGAAAAGAGGAUAGCGAGUAGCAACGAACAGCCUGCUACCUCAAUAGCCCUGAUCGACCCUUCCAGACCAGUCAUUCUAGAUAGAACAGCGCCGAUACAGCGAGCACGAGAGCCAAUGGAGCAACUUGCCACUGUCAGUAAUGAUUCAUUAAGGAAAGCAGUCCCUGGCUCAGUCAUUCCGGAUGUGACAACUCCGAUGCAACAAUCACCAGAACCCAGGAACAAUUGGAUUCGAUCCCGAACGGAUCAUUUACAAAGGCAGCACCUUCCUCUGAGCCGAUACGAUCCACGAGGUACGAAAGGUUCGCAAAGAAGAUUGCAAAGUCUUUUAAAUGCAGCACGCGCCGAGGCUGACGGGUUUCACACUCCGAAAAUUGCCCCUCUUCCAAAUAAUAAUGAACCGAAGGUUGUCGAAAGUAAUGGACAUCCUCCGGCCCAAAGUACCCAUACACCAACACCUGAGAUUGAUAAUUCACCAGAGACCAAUGCAGAUACUAUCAUCGUAGACCCUCAUAUUCGUGGUCGUCCGAAAGGUACAGGUCGUCAAGCCACUCCUAGCGGUUCAGCAAUAGAAACGGGUUCUCCGAAGGACCCUGCAUCUAUGAGCUUCUCGUCACUCGCCGAAUUGGAAUCUUUUUCAACUCCAAAACUUGCGCCCAAAAAACGUGGUCGUCCUAAAGGAUCUACAGUCAAACGCCAAGAACUUCUAGACUUCAAAUUUCAGAAUCGGGACUCCGUACAUCUCGCAGACAACCAAAACCCAGAAAAUUCUUUACCCCCUACUCAAACAGAAUCACCAGAGCCUGAGCCUGCGGUUGUCGGAAAAUCUGGAAAAUCUGAGGCUUCUCCUGCACCGUCAAAUCUAAGCCCCACAGAAGGCAACCGUGAACCAAUUUUCACCUCAUAUGAAGACUUGUUAAGGGAAGAAGAUGAUAAGAAGCGCAAAGCCGGAAUCGAUGGCGUCUACAUUAAUCCUCUUGAUUCUAAGGAAGGCAGAUCGCUGGCUCGAAAAAAGACGUUUGUUGUAUUGAUAAAAUCUGCAAAACUUCGUGACCCUGAUUUGUUGGAGAAUCGAAAGGGAACAUGGAUUGAGGUACUUGCUGAGAGAAGAAAAGCUCUGCAAUCUAAAGUUGAGUCGGAAGCUGCAAAGAUUGCCGCUGCUAUUGAAGAGGAAAAGCCCAAGAAAAGAAAAAGAGACGAGAAAUUUGAAACAGACAGCUCAAAGCGCCCAAAGCCAUCAGAUACCGAACCACAAAAGCCAUUUGGAAUUGCUUGUGCUGUAACGGCAAAGCCGUCAGAAGCCUCCAUUGUUGAGACUGAAAAGACUGCAGAAGUUCCAAUGCUUAGGCCUGCAAAGCCACUGGAAAGACCCAGUCUCAAUUCUGUCUCUUUCCCAUCAAAUGAGGAACUGGCACUGGAGUUCGAAAACCGAAGCUCGUUCGGCUUCUAUGCAACAGUCACAACCAACACGAUGGAAUGGGUCAUUGAAACAAACCAGUCACAUGCAACUAUGAGAAAUUCUCUACCACCAGUAUCAAAUCUCAAUUCUCAUAUUUCACCGUACAGAGAGCUGUCUGAAUAUGAACAAGUCGCUGGUCGCCAUUAUCAACCAUACCUUGGCAGUGCACCAGCUAUAUCUACACCUUCUCCAGCCGAUAGGUAUAGGCCUCCGUAUGAAGAUGGUCGACAGGCUACACCUACAUUCCCAGCCCCGAACCCUUGGCUAGCUAGAAAUCCGACUCAUAUUCAUACCCCGGAUCAUCGAAGUCCUAUGCAUCAAAGAUUUUUACCCCCAUCACCUCCUAAGCCGCCUCAGACACGACCUAAGAUUCAAUGGCCGGCAGGUUUCUUAGCUCCAGAUGCUCUACCAUCGGAAGCCUCUCCGUUUAGUCCGAUGAGUAUAGAUUCAAUCCAGCAAUCAAGUCCUGCUUCUGUAUCUCAUAGCUUAAAUCCAUCUACAUCAUCUCAUACAUCGCAAGAGAAUCUUACCAACGGUCUAGCUCCAUAUGGUAGUCCCAGGUCAACAAAUAACCCCCAUGUAUUUCAACCUGGGACUGUUUCGCCCGUUCCAUACGAUUCACCCCCAUAUUCUAGAACUACCGUUUCUACAAAGGUUCAACAACCACAGAGUCUUGUGGGAAGAAAAGACAGUUUGGGACAACUGCAAGUAUCUUCGCCUCUCAGCCAGCAAUUCGGUCCAAUAGACUCUUCGUUAUCAAAACAACAUGCGAUAAUUACCGACAGCCAUGCACACCCAGCCCGACCAGAAAUUGAGAGAAAGGCUCAGACUCAGUCCCCAACACUUUUACCUCACUCUUCUCCCUCUACCAACAGUCAUGCACACCCGUAUAGACCCGAUAUUGAACAGCAGGCUCAAGUUCACGCAUUAUCUCAAACACAAGUACAAGCCUCUUCUUCCUCUGUUCAAGAUCCCGCAUUAAUGCGGUCUCUGGAGAAGUCUCAACCUCAUCAUGCGUCUCAUCAAACCCAAUCUUCCGAAACUGUAGAACCUCAGUCUAAGUUCACUUCAGUGGAUCCCAUUCCAGCUCAAUCCCAAAGAUCACCGUCUAUUCAGCCCGGUCCCGAACCAACUGCAGAAUUGAAGCAACGGGAAAAAUCGAUUCCCAACAUUGAAAGGAUACCAAGCCCCCAAAUCUCAUCGGAGAUGAGUUCUAUAUUGCCAGAAUCCUCAACAUCUAUCGCCGAGUUAACCGGAGCAGUACCACCACCAGCCAACCCCGAUGAUCUUGAAGGAUUCGAAAAGGCCGACGCUAUUCCAUUUGAAUCAAUCUUUGCUCGCAUGUCUUCCAUUUACAAUUCUGUGAUGGGAAAUCUAAUCUUAUCUUCUGAUAAAACGACAUUGAAAUUCUGGCCAAUGGCUGAAGACACAAUUGACCCUAUUUGGACGAUGCAAGUUUUUAAAAUGGCCGAAAACCCAAUCGUGUCUAUGCCGGGUUCGAAUCCGAUGGAGUUACGCCUGAAAGAGAAGAUGGAUGAUGAAUCUAUUACUGCUCAUAGAUUUUUGAUUGCUCGCACCAAAGAAGCUCACAAGUCUGCAAAUGAAAUGAGAGCAAAUUUGGUUACUGCCCGAAUUUUUGUACAAAUGGCUAAUCCUCAGAUAAUCCAGGCAGAAGAUCCAGAAGUGAUCGCUCUUAAGCCCUGGAAAUGUGAGAAAUGUGGCUCCAGGUUCAAGAAUAAAGAAGGUAUUAAAUAUCAUCUUUCUAAAUCACAAACGACUUGCAAUCCAAAUUGGAAGGCUCCGUCUACCAAGCCACGCCAGUACGGUAAACCACAAAAGGAGACGCCGAAAAAGGAGAAAGUGACAAAGGCAAAAAGUAAAUCUGUGGCUUCUCCAGAGAAAGAAAUUCAACCUGAACCGUCAGAUCAAUCUGACUCCGAGUCUGAACACGGCGACUCGGAUGACUCCAUUUUUGAAUGGGCUGCUAAAGUCGCUGGAGGAGAUCGAGGAGAUCCGGUCAUUGGUAGAAAUGGAAAAGUCUACAAGUCUUUGGGAGGGGAACGACCAGCACUUUUGGAAAUUGCUGAAAUUGUCAAGCAGAAACCAUCGCUCGUUGAAGAACUUGCCAAAAUCCCGUCAUUACCUCAAACUUCAGAACAAUCACUUCCAAAAUCUGUAUCACCAUUUUCGAAAGAGAAGGUUGUUAAAGAUAUCAUUCUUUGUCUUCUUCGGGCUAAUAACAAUGCUUUACCGGGAGAGCGUGGCCUUUGGUUCGCAUUUGUUGCAUGUUGGCUCAAGUAUUAUCAUAAUUCUAGGGUGCUUCCAGAACACAAGUUAUUUGUGAGAGCUCUUGAUGAGUUACUUGAGGACGGAAAACUUUCAAAGAUCACAUUUGACUUUGCAGGUGCUAGGAGCAGGACUAUAACCAGGAGCAUUUUAUUUGAUCCAAAAGCGGUUACUCCAUCCUCAGCUGAUAUUACCAAAAUGCAAGAUGAUACAAAAGCAAAGCAUCCUGAUUUUUACAUUCCAGUUGGAUUUUCUCCUCCAAGUGUCAUUUUGAACAUUUUGAAUUCUAUUGGAAAGCUUCCUCCUUUGGCUCCGAAGAUUGUAGAAACGCAACUUAAUGAUGUACUGGGAUAUGAUGAGGAGCUAGGCAGGGGUGAUUCUUCAGAUGAUGAGUUCAAACCUGAGGUCCACGCAUUGGAUGCCGAGGAUGACCUUGAAGAUGAUCCAAUGGACCUCGAUGUAGAUUCAGACGUUGGAAGCGAGUUUUCACCCUUUCCAGGAUCUACCCCUACGCGAGAGUUGCAAUUUCAUCCGCUGUACCAACAGGUUCCGGCAAAUGUCGAUGGUGGUCAAUCAAUAAAACCUCGUAUGAGACGUCCUGCUCACACUUCCAAUCUCGAAGACCUAGAAAGAAGAAAGCGUACAGCUGCUUCACAGGAACAUGGAUGGUCAUCACAUUCAACAAUGUUACAAAAUCCGGCGAAUAGCGCAUGGAAUACACCUGCGAAACCAAAAAGAACUUACAAGCUGAGAGAGCGUCUUCCGGAGCCAACUACGUUCAUACAAGGUGAUUCUGGUUCUUGGUCUGUGAGACCGUUUGGACAUGGUGUAAAUCCCAUAUUUGCGAGACCAAAUAAGAUUACUAUUGGAAACCCCCAAGGCGAACAUUAUCUUCAGCAACGGGAAGAUGGUCACCGACCAGUCAUUCAUCCUAACAAACCAAUCAUGCGUCCUUCCGUUCCAUCAAAGUUCUUUCUCAACAAGAAUCUGCGGGGAGAUCUUGUUGAUCGACCAGAUGGUCAAGUAGAGAUUUCAAAGACUACUGGACAGCCAAAACGAAAUUAUACAUAUUAUACCAGAUCACAAAAGAAUCCUGAUAUAUCAAGACAUACUGGUCUUGCAAAGCGAGCUUAUAGAUCACUAACCCCAGAUCCCAUGGACUUGACGGAAGCUAGUAUUAAUGGCUUGACUGAACUCGAUAUUCUGAAUCACUAUGAAGCUAAACCACUAGAAAAGGAAAUUGGUCGCCAGAACAAUCCUGGUUUGGAUUCCAUACCAUCUACCCCUGCGACACCAGGUCUAUCCCAUUUGUUUUUCGAUGAAUCUGCUGGACUGUGGAAUCUUGCUCAUCCAUUUGUAGCUUGCACCGAUGCUGAAAAGCUGAAGAUGCAAUGGCUUGAUCGUACUGCUUUUUCAUUGGAAACUAUACCAUACUCAGCUCUCGAAGACAAUGAUGAUCUACCACCAGAGCAAGAUACCAUUGUCGGGGCCAAACGAAAGAGGCAACAGAAAAAAGAGCCACAUGUAGGUGUACGUAAAGGUCUGAAAAACAAAUGGGUAAUGCCUAGACGUCUCACAUCUGCGCCGGAUGAUCUUCUUGGUGUUCACAGAGAUGUUCGAUACGCGGCAGAAUUGCUCGGUACUCAAAUGGUCAACUACGAUAUGAACAUUCGCAGAAAGAGACAAAGAUUCAAGGAGCAAGGUUUAGCUGUUGAUGAAGAAGCGAGGUUGACAAUGGGUAUUGUUAUCAUUCGAGCCAUGCUUGGAGGAUUAGAAAUGAACAUUGAUUGGGUUAUUCUUGGAACGGUCUUUAAAGAUUAUUCCUUGAAUUUCCUGAGGAAAUGGUGGCAGGUUGUUUGGGUCAAGAAAAAGCCAAUGGUCGACAAAUUGACAAAAGAUUUCCAGGAAGCUUUCAUCAAGGGAUAUCGAAAAGGUCAAGUUCAAUCAAUCGAUUAUGAUCAUAUUGUCGACUAUGAUUUCAACGCUUUAAUCGAUUGGGCCAUGUCAAAGAUCAACACUCCCACACAAGAAGAAAAAGUCUUUGACCUCCCAAAUUCAUUCCCAGAACUCAAGAAAAAAUAUGCACUAGUGCCCGAGACUCGAAGUAAUUACUGGUCCGAACAGUAUUAUUACACCCUUGCUGCUGUUUAUCAAAGAAUGAAUCUUGUCAAUUCUGUACCCUUUUCAAAUCCAUUGAAACCAGAUGCUCUCAAUUGCGAGAUAACCGACUAUGCACUUGCAAAAUCUUGGUGUAGGGCCGCAGCAGUUACACCAGAUCAUUUAUGGGAUAGCAAAGCAGCAAAUAAGUUGCUCAAUCGUCUUCCAAGUGCCAUCAUCAUUGAAGCUAGAGAAGAUUUGUUGAAGAACAAGAUAAUCACCAAAAAUAAACGCCUUCGUACUAAUGGUCGAGUUUACAAUCUUCCAGAUGCUUUCAACGCCGUUUUUGUUCGUACGGGAAAGAUCAUUUUCGAGAAACAAUACCGAGAGGCUUAUUUAUUCAAGUGUGAAUUGGAUCAGAAGUUUCAAAAUGGGGAGACUAUUGUGAACAUACCUUGGGGUGUGAAUGAAGGUGCCGUAUUGGCUAUUACGAAUCUACAAGCUAAUGGAUGUAUUCACAUUCAAAAAAGUAACAUCAGAGCGAACAAAUUCGGUCUCACCGAAGGCGGAUAUGAAACAAGACUUAUUGAUAAAGCGAAAUAUCGUUUUCAAAUGGAUAUCGCACCCACUUCAAGUUAUGUUUAUAACCACGCAAUACCUAACCUUGACGCCAUGAUUUCGGAACCUCCAUUUGUUGGGGCGAGAGGUGCACUUCCGGUUUGGAGAAGUAUAACAGGAGAAUUAAUUGAGGGAAUGUGGAGAAAAGUACUCUUAGGAGUUACCGGUGCAUUCGUUCUACGAAGUAGUAUUGACAUCGAGGGAUUGGAAAGAGUUUUCGCACCGAGUCUCGACGCAUGGGAAAUCAAACAACUGAUUGAUUGGGGAGCUGAAAGGGGUGUUUGGCAAAAAUGUGAUUAUGAAGGAUUGGGAGCAACUGCUAGAGAGGCCCAAGAUAUGGAAGGUUGGGAGGUGGGUGAUUGGUGGUGGAUGAUUGUGGGGAAAUAUUUGGUGGAGAGUGAUCAAUGA